Molecule: messenger RNA, 1091 nt
Organism: Drosophila kikkawai
Lineage: Eukaryota; Metazoa; Arthropoda; Insecta; Diptera; Drosophilidae
Product: AN1-type zinc finger protein 2A
Biological process (GO): proteasome-mediated ubiquitin-dependent protein catabolic process; protein targeting to ER
Cellular component (GO): endoplasmic reticulum; cytoplasm
Molecular function (GO): zinc ion binding
Source: RefSeq, a predicted model, not a curated record
CCGAAAAAAAGUGUUUACUAAACUGUUUAGUCAUUUUCGUCCAAAUCGGGCUUGUUCUCGAAGUUUUCCAUUUAUCCCGGGAAUAAAAGAGGCCUUAAUCUGUUGGUCGAGCUUAAUUUCAAGACAUCAGCAACCAGACCACAACAUGGAGUUUCCACAUCUGGGCCAGCACUGCAGCGAGAAAACUUGUAAUCGACUCGACUUUCUGCCCGUUAAGUGCGACUCGUGCGACAAGGUCUUCUGCGCCUCCCACUACAACUACGAGCGCCACAACUGCCCGGGAGCGUACAAGAAGAACGUCCAGGUGCCCAUCUGUCCACUCUGCCGUGAACCCGUGCCCACGCCCCCCGGAGUGGAGCCCGACGUCACUGUGGGGCAGCACAUCGAUCAGCAAUGCAAGUCGGAGAGCAAGAAGAUCUACACGAAUCGCUGCCAUGCCAAGGGCUGCAAGCGCAAGGAGCUCAUCCCGGUGAAGUGCUCAGCAUGCCAUUUGAAUUUCUGCCUACGUCAUCGCCAUACCAGCGACCACGACUGCCAGCCAGCGAGUAACCCAAUAGCCCCAGCAACGUCAUUUAUCGGAGGCUGGCAGUCAAUCUUCAAGUCUUCGGACACGCGCUCGAUGGCUGCCCAGGCUGCGGAGAAACGCAGGCAGAACAAGCCGACAGCAAGCAAUGUGGGUACCUCGAAUCCAAGGCCGAGAGCCGCUGCAGCAGCAGCAGUGCAGGCCACACAAGUACAAACGAUACAGGGAAAUAUGAGCGAAGACGAAGCCCUUGCUCGAGCCCUGGCCUUAUCAAUCAUGGAACAGGAUGACGCAUCGGAACGCAACCGACAGCAGCAGCCUCAAAGCCAAAACCAAAACAAUGCCCAACAGGUGACGGUGGGCGGCAGCCAGCAGGGAAGUGGCAAGGACAAAUGUCUGCUGUCCUAGUUCUACCGCAACCCCUACAUAUCCCCUACUUGACCAACUAUUAGCUCUAGUUAAGCAAACAAAAGCAAACAUUCUGUUAAUUGUAAUAUUUUGUUGGUAAUUUACUUUGACUUUGUCACAUUCUACGUGGUUUAGCAAAAAUAAAUCAAUGUUAAGUCUA